GAAGGUUCAACGAAUUUCGCAUCCUCCAUACGCGUUGGGUCCCAUAUGUGACGUCAUUCCCUCCUUAUAAAAGCCAACCAUCUACAACCUUUCAUCUCGGUUUAAAACACCAAAGAAACAAAUAACAAACACUUUCUCUCUCCUAUCCUGCCAAAAAAAAAUAAAAAAAUCAAAAACAAACUUAAGCAAAAACCCCUAACAAUGGUGGUGGCCGUUGAUGCUAACGAGAAGAAAAGUGGAAGCAGUCUUAAGUUUCUAUGCAGCUACGGCGGUAAAAUCCUCCCUCGUUCCACCGACGGGAAGCUCCGUUACGUCGGAGGUCACACCAGAGUCCUCUCCGUCGAUCCUUCCAUCUCUUUCGAAGAGCUCACGAAGAAACUAUUUGAAUUCUGCGGAUACUCCGUCGAUCUCCGAUGUCAGUUACCUAACGGCGAUCUCGAGACUCUAAUCUCCGUCAAAUCGGAUGAGGAGCUAGCGAACAUCGUCGAAUUGCACAAUCGCGUCUCAGGAGCCAAAAUCAAAGCCGUUCUAACGCCUCCUCGUAGUCAUAAAUCGCCGUCAUCUUCGAGCAGCGGUGGCGGCGAUCGAUCUCCGAACUCUCCGUUCUCCGUCACGCCGUCCCCGCCGAACUCGCCGGCGUUAGCGUACGGGAGGUGUCUACAGUCUCGGUAUUGUCUACCUCCCACGGGUCUCGCGAGAAGAUUCCAUCAGAGAUCCGGUGAUUCCUAUUGCUACGCGUGUCGUGUUCACAAAGGCUCUAGACUCAUCUGGCAUUAACGGAAACUUGGAAUAUACUGCAUAAGAUACGAUUAUACCAACGACGAUGAUGACAAAGAAGGAAAUUAAAAUUAAGAAAUUAAAAUUUGGGUGCUUAAUUUUUUUAUGAUUUGUUUGAGAAGAGAAGAGAAGAAUUAAAUUUUUCCAUUAAUGGUGGGAGUUAUAAUUUAGACGGAGAACGUGACGGAAAUUUUUGACCGUUACGAACCGUUAGAGUUGCAGUUACCACGUGUUCGCACGUACGACGUUGUUUUUAUAUACGUGGUACGUGGCGGACACAGAGAGAUUUUAGCGCGUCUUUGUGCGAGAUUUACACGCGUGUAGGCUAGUGGAUUCGUUAGUUCAGCUCGUAUUUUAAUUUUUUUUUUACUUAACGAGGUUUAUUUUUGUCUUGGGCCUUUUGGCUUCUUUGAUAAUGACAGAAGUAAUUAUUUUAUUGUUUCAAUUUUUAGUCUCACUUGAUAAAAAGGAAAAUAGUUAAAUAUUUUAUUUUAAUUUCGUUUUGGAUUUUUGUAUGCAUUAAACAUCAUUAAAUUUUACAUUUAUCUCUAGUUGAUAUAUUUUUA
Molecule: messenger RNA, 1343 nt
Organism: Brassica napus (rape)
Lineage: Eukaryota; Viridiplantae; Streptophyta; Magnoliopsida; Brassicales; Brassicaceae
Exons: 2
Coding region: 202-777 (191 amino acids)
Molecular function (GO): protein binding
Source: RefSeq, a predicted model, not a curated record